UACAAAAAAAAAGGCAACAGUAAUGAUGCGCCUCAAGAAGAUUACGAUCCACGGACACUUUAUGAACGAUUACAAGAACAGAAGAAUAUGAAAGAAGAGUUGUUCCAGGAGCAAACGCGGUUAAGCAACCUGAUCAAACGCGUAGACGACGAAGAGGCCGAAUAUUACCAAACCUUGUCGGAUGUUCAAGAAAAGUUGGAUGUGGAAAAGAGACGAAAGGAAAGCGAAGAAUUAGAAGCUUUCAAAAAG
Zychaea mexicana is the source of this 249-nucleotide messenger RNA. Its product is annotated as NEFA-interacting nuclear protein NIP30. NCBI's taxonomy places the organism in Eukaryota, Fungi, Mucoromycota, Mucoromycetes, Mucorales, Lichtheimiaceae. The transcript has a single exon. The annotation marks the transcript as partial. The record is from RefSeq and is a predicted model, not a curated record. Gene Ontology annotation, cellular component: nucleus.